Messenger RNA from Drosophila guanche, 2652 nucleotides. It is a transcript of the gene gol, whose product is annotated as protein goliath. The coding region runs from base 691 to 2544 and encodes 617 amino acids. The record is from RefSeq and is a predicted model, not a curated record. NCBI's taxonomy places the organism in Eukaryota, Metazoa, Arthropoda, Insecta, Diptera, Drosophilidae. The transcript has 9 exons.
UUGUCGUUCGAGUCAGUUGGGUUUUUUCGUAUCUGUUGGAUAUUGGCGCCCGUGGCAGCUUGCUCCACGCUGCGCGUAUCUGUGAAUCUGUAUCUGAGUGUCUAAGCAAGAUAGUUUGUUUAGUGAAUGAAAAUUAGCAGUAUCCGACGCUUGCACUUUGGCUGAGUGAAAUAUCUAAAUCCAACUGCAGAGCACGUCAAAUUAUCUCGACAACACCAACGAAAUUAAAAAUAAAAAAUACAAAAAUACAAUAAAAUAAGAUAUUCCAAUCGCGUACGCUCCUCAACCAGAAAUAAUAAUAGAUAGGAAAAAAACAGCAACAAUAUAUGUAAAUGCGCAAAGAAAAUUAAAAAGAAUCGAGAAAUAUCUGUUGUUUAUUUAUCUUGUGUACCAAACAGCUGGUGUUGCAACAAAAGCCACAGAGCGACGAUUAUCUAGAGUGUUGAAUAAAUUUUGGUCAGCCGCCAGCAACGACGACAGCAGCUAUAAAAUUCUCUCCAAGAGGCGCUAAAUUUGUUUUUUCUGGACCCCUCUUCAGGAGCCCGCACCCUUAGCAGCUUGAGAAACAAUUAGCAGAGCCGAAGGAAUCUGGAAACUUUGUUGAACAAUUGAUCUAGACCGGACGCGGUGAGAGCUAAAUGCCCCGAUUUGAUUAGCAAUACCCAAACAGCUGCAGAAUUGGUUCACGUCAUGUAUUUACGAGAAAUGCUUACACUGUCAUGCCUGGUCCUUCUGCUCGGUGGACUGCCGCAUCUCACAUCAACAACCACGACCACCACCCUGGUCGCUGCCAUGUCGAUUGCGAAUCAGGACCUGGAGCGAUACUUUAGACCAGCUAAUGCCACGCACACCUUCGCCAGCAUGGAGGAGCGGAUUGCCGUGGAUGUCUAUAACUACGCUUUUCUCAACUGGUCAUAUAUGGACCAUGGCAACACGCUGUGUGAGACGGACUUUGCCCAGGAACAGGCUCGCUAUGGAGAGGGUCGGGUGCUGAAUGUGACUGGCCGUUUGAUCCACAUCAGUGCCACUGACAGCGUUAGCGAUGACUAUGCCUGCACGCCCUAUAUUCGGGGAACUAUGGGCGCCCCCAUGCCCGAUAAGGGAGUGGUCUGGAUUGCUUUAGUUAGACGCGGCCGUUGCACAUUCGAAGAAAAGGUUAAGCAUGUCUAUCAGCAGAACGCCGCCGGUGUCAUUAUCUACAACGACAAACAGGUGAUGCAGCUGGAGAAGAUGCAGAUCAAGGGCAAGACGCGAAAUAUUGCUGCUGUGAUAACGUAUCAAAAUAUUGGACAAGAUCUUGCAAUGACUGUUGAUAGGGGAUACAAUGUAACCAUAUCUCUAAUCGAAGGACGGCGUGGUGUGCGAACUGUCAGUAGUUUAAAUCGUACUUCAGUUUUAUUCGUCUCCAUAUCAUUCAUCGUCCUUAUGAUAAUAUCGCUUGUGUGGCUCAUCUUCUACUAUAUACAACGGUUCCGUUACAUGCAGGCGAAAGAUCAGCAAUCGCGCAACUUGUGCUCUGUUACCAAGAAAGCGAUUAUGAAGAUUCCAACGAAAACGGGAAAAAUAAGUGAUGAGAAGGACCUGGACAGCGACUGCUGUGCCAUAUGCAUUGAAGCCUACAAGCCCACGGACACAAUACGCAUAUUGCCGUGCAAACACGAGUUCCAUAAGAAUUGCAUCGAUCCGUGGCUAAUUGAGCAUCGAACCUGUCCGAUGUGCAAACUAGAUGUGCUCAAAUUUUAUGGCUAUGUGUUUCUGGGAAGCGAAGAGAGUAUACUGGAAUACCAACCAGAUCGUCCAGAUCUCACAACAAUUGUGGACCUGGGCCUUCAGGGCUCUGCCACGGAGCCCAACCCCGGCCCAUCUUCCACACGGCCCUCUGCCUUGUCCGAUCUCAUUCGCAGUCGAGACUUCGUAAUAGACUUUCCUCGAGUUUUCGUCCUCGAAAGUGGCAGCGUGGUGGGUGCUCGUGAAAUGCUUUUCCCCAGCCGAUUACCAGAGAGGUCGCAAAGUUCGUUGUCGCUCAGACAGGCUCGAGACUGGAUGAACCUGAUGACCAACAAGCUCGAGGAGCAGCAGGGGCUGCGGCGUUUGCGAAAGGAUGAAAUGCAGCAGCAACUUCUAAGCGCUCAGGAAUCGGCCCGGCAUCGUCGCUCACGCUCCGCGGAUGGUCGCUUUGGCGGUCGUCAGCGACAGCCUUCAGUUCAGGGCCCUGGGCAAGUGCAACCUGAGCUUCAAUCAGAUAACCCUAAAAUUCCUCGAUCAAGUUCUUCCCACUCCCUGCAACAGAUAACGGAUACUUCGUAUGCUCAGUCAAGUCAGCGACAGCGGGAACGGGAACCCUUCGACUUUGCCAGAACACGCCGUCGCUUCAUGAAGGGCGAAAGCGAUGAGAUAUCCUUGCCCACAAUACCCAAACGAGGAAGUAUGGUAGGUACUGGUGGAAUAGCUCCACUUCCCACCCAAUCAAAUCCGGAGAGAGAGGCCAGUGGAGACUACAUCACCAUUCAGGUGAAUGGGGAAGGUAUCGAUCUCAAUGAAUGAACUACGCUAGGGAUUGCCUUAUUGUAUUCCUUGAACUAUUUGCUUUCUCGCAACUGUAUAAAAUAUGUUGUAUAAACUAUUCAAUAAUAGAAAUGGUUAAUAAAAGGC